AUGUCAACAGAUGUUUUAGAAAUAUUACGUGCGCCAGAAAUGACAAAAAUAUGUGCACCGAUGGUUCGAUACAGCAAAUUACCUUUUCGAUCACUCGUAAGACGAUACAACUGCGAUAUUUGUUUUACUCCCAUGAUCUUGGCUAACUCAUUUGUCCAAUCUGCUGAAGCAAGAGAAAACGAAUUCACAACUAAUUCGGAAGAUAAACCUCUAAUAGUACAAUUUGCGGCUAAGGAUCCUAUUGAUUUUGCUGAUGCAACAGAAUUAGUUGCACCCUACUGCAAUGGAGUAGAUUUAAACUGUGGAUGUCCUCAACGUUGGGCAAUGCAUGAUGGAUAUGGAGCAAGUUUAUUAGAAAAACCUGAAUUAGUCAAAGAUCUAGUACGCCAAGUAAAGAAUCGUAUUUCUGCUCCAUUUACAGUGUCUGUCAAAAUACGUUUAUUAAAAGACAUUAAAAAAAGUAUACAAUUUUGUCAAAUUUUGGAACAUGCUGGUGUAUCAUUUUUGACAGUUCAUGCACGAACACCACAAAUGAGAAAAGAACCAAUUGACUUAGAGGGUCUUAAAUUAGUUCGUGACUGCGUCAAGAUCCCUAUCAUUGCUAAUGGUAAUGUCAAGUCCCUAAGGGAAGCUGAACAUCUAUAUGAAGAAUCAAAAUGCCAAGGGGUCAUGGUGGCAAAUGGACUUUUAAAAAAUCCAGCACUUUUUACUGGUACUUCAGUAACCCCAAUCUCCUGUGUUCAAGACUGGCUUAAUAUCACAUCAAUUAUUCCUACCAAUUUCUUGACGUUUCACCACCAUCUCAUUUUUAUGUUGGAAAAAGUACUCCCCUAUGAUGAACGGAUGCUUUUUAAUUGUUUAAAAGAAGACAAAGCACAAAAUUUUAUUGAAUCUUACUAUGGAAUUAAACCGCAAUAUUCUCCUGAACUAGAAGAUUCCCUUCGUCCUACUACUUGUGAUUAUACCGCAUUUUUUCAAAUGAAACAUCAAAAGCCUAAGAAUAAUAUUUUAAUGUCUGGUGAUAAUGAUGACAAAACUCAAAUAACGGUCGCAUGCUAA
Molecule: messenger RNA, 1059 nt
Organism: Chelonus insularis
Lineage: Eukaryota; Metazoa; Arthropoda; Insecta; Hymenoptera; Braconidae
Gene: Dus4
Product: Dihydrouridine synthase 4
Exons: 4
Coding region: 1-1059 (352 amino acids)
Biological process (GO): tRNA processing
Molecular function (GO): tRNA dihydrouridine synthase activity; flavin adenine dinucleotide binding
Source: RefSeq, a predicted model, not a curated record